Molecule: messenger RNA, 1305 nt
Organism: Kluyveromyces lactis
Lineage: Eukaryota; Fungi; Ascomycota; Saccharomycetes; Saccharomycetales; Saccharomycetaceae
Gene: MMM1
Product: ERMES complex subunit MMM1
Exons: 1
Coding region: 1-1305 (434 amino acids)
Biological process (GO): mitochondrion organization; phospholipid transport
Cellular component (GO): endoplasmic reticulum; ERMES complex
Molecular function (GO): lipid binding
Source: RefSeq, a predicted model, not a curated record
AUGGAGAUGUCUGAGCUUCUUGCAAGCGAAGUUGUAUCUUCCGGCCCGGAUUACGCGAAAAAAUCUGUAGAUGGAUUGAAUAUGACUGCAGCUAAUGGAACAAAUGAUACAUUGAUGACUUUGGACGAGUAUUUGAAUAAAUCGUUGCCCUUACACCUUGAGCAGUUGAUUUUGGAUGCCAAUCAAAAGGAACUAUUUGAUUCAGCUGCGAAAUCGUUACUAUCAUCAACUUUGUUGGCUAAACAGCAGCAGUCGCUGCAAAUUGCGCCCAUUCAGCCCCAAUCAUCGUUCUCUUCCCAGUCAUUUGCUGAGGGUCUCAUAGUGGGUCAAUUAAGUGUGAUAGUAGCUUUGAUUUUUGUUAUCAAAUUCUUCGUGUUUAGUGAAGGCGGUACUAAGACAGCUACCGCCAAAAGUGUUGGUUCAGCAUCAUCUUUCAUGGAUUCUACUAAGAACAGCAUACUUUCAACAAUUAUAAAAAGAGGAGGGAAGGAUGGAUUGGAAGUUGAUGAUAAGGACAAUGAAAAAUCAAGACAGAUCAAUUCAAUCUUGGAAAAGACAUACUAUAAUGUUGAAACACACUCCCCAGAAUCAUUGGACUGGUUUAACGUCCUUAUUGCUCAAACAAUCCAUCAAUUUAGGGAAGAAGCCCUACAAAAGAAUAAUAUACUAAACUCAUUGAAUGAUUUUAUUGAAAGAAGAUCAAACGAGCUUCCUCAAUAUCUUGAUCAGAUUAAAAUUACAGAGGUAGAUAUUGGAGAUGAUUUCCCCAUAUUUUCAAAUUGUAUAAUCCAAUAUUCACCUAAUUCUAAUAAGAAGCGUCUUGAAGCCAAAAUUGAUAUCGACUUAAGUGAUAGAUUGGCUCUGGGGAUCGAGACGAAAUUAUUGCUAAACUAUCCGAAGCCAUUUUCAGCAGCACUACCCAUAAAAUUGACUGUUUCCAUCGUUCGAUUUCAAGCGUGCUUAACAGUAUCUUUAACGACUGACGAACAAUUCGUACCGACAUCUGAGGAAACAAAUGAUGAUGAAAUGGGAAACGAUAAAGGAUAUUAUUUGAUGUUCUCUUUCAAUCCUGAAUACAGGAUGGAAUUAGAGGUAAAAUCAUUGAUUGGUGCCCGUUCGAAACUGGAAAAUAUACCUAAAAUUGCCAGUCUUAUCGAAUAUCAGAUAAGUAAAUGGUUUGUGGAAAGGUGCGUAGAGCCUAGAUUUCAGUUUGUGAAGCUUCCAAGCAUGUGGCCACGGAGCAAGAAUACCAGAAAGGAAAAGACCGACACUGAUGAUUCUGUUUCAGUGAAAUCUAACGACUAA